AUGACCUCGAAUCUCGAUUUCUCCUCAGAGGGUCUCCUGGAUCUCAAUUUCGACCAACGAGACUCCCGAUACCCGUUUACAACGAAUAUGGCGGCGAGGUCAACUUGGCCGAUGCCUCUAGAUAUGGCCUCAGGAGUGACGGAUGAGAGGCGAGAAACAUCACCAGGCCACAGUACACAUCAGCAGUUUCCUCAGGCAGGGCAUCGCAAUUCUCCAACUCUCUUGACAGACUGGCCGAUGCCUCAGCAAUCUCAACAACUCUCGCAGUAUAUCCAGGAUAACUCCUUCGUGGGAACGCAGUUCAACCCGUUUGCGGGUACUUUCCAAACAUCACCACUCGAGUAUCAUCUUCCCUCGACCACGGCGGGAUUCGAGCCAGGACUACAGAUGGAGGCGCCAUUUAAUGGAUUGGCACAAACGGUGGAACAGGCGGCGAUGUGGGCAAACUGGCAGGAGAUUGAACAUGCGAUGAAUUUUACGGGUACCAACGAUGGAUUACCAAGUUUAGGACGUCAAAGUCUCGGUAGCAACUCGCCAACAGGAACAUAUCUAGAAGUUCUAUCUCUUCCCAGUUCAAGUAGUGAUAAUGGAUGGACUACUGUCGAUACGUUCCCAACUUUUGAUGCAUACCAACAAGCACAGAAUGCUGCAAUCUUCAACCCCGGACAAACAUUACAUCUCAGAACACACUCGGACUCGUCGCAAUCAGAUGGUACGGGGCACACAAUAGAGUCUUUCGGAAGCUUCGAGGACAUUGCAUCUUAUCCCCCGUACUCGCCAUACUCACCCGAAUCCGAUAACUACAUCGAUACAACUGGCCACCGAAAUUGUUACCAUGGGGAGUCAUCACAUCAACACAACCAUGAGAUUGUGAGCCCUGCGGCCGCCGUCCCUCCUGUUCCCAUCAAGAUGUCUCCUUCGAGUAGAACCACCCCAUCUUCUACCUCAUCACCUCCUGCUCGUAGAAACUCCGCCCCACGAAAAAGCCCAUCGGCCAAAGCCACCAAGGCCGUCAUCCGCCGUACCUCAUCAAAUGGAAAGAAAGACACAGAAAAACGUGUCGGUAGACGACGCGGUCCAUUAUUACCCGAGCAACGAAAACAAGCAAGCGAGAUCAGAAAGCUCAGAGCAUGUCUGCGUUGCAAGUUCUUGAAGAAGACGUGUGAUAAAGGAGAGCCUUGUGCUGGUUGCCAACCAUCGCAUGCCAGAUUAUGGCAGGUUCCUUGUACACGUAUCGAUAUCAAGGACAUCGGCUAUUUCAUGAAGGACUGGCGCGCAGAUCACGAGCGUCAUACUGGCCGUGGUGUCUCCGUCUACAACAUCAAAGGCUUCGCUCAGAAGGAGGAGCUGAUAUGGAUUACCCACGGCUAUGGAUUCGCUAUUCCUAUCAUGGCACGUGAAGUUUAUGUCAGUGACGACAGUUGCUUCCAAGUCGACUGGGUCGAGUCAGCAGAUCAUGAAGAGCCUCUUGAGUUUGAUACUCGAACCGAGAGAAUGUCAGCCGGUGCUGAAGGCGUUUCAACUGAGGCGUUAUCAGAAUACCUGGAUAAACAUUUGGAUGGUCCGUUCGAAGAGUUUGUCGAUGAGUACUUUGAGGGAACUCCGUUCAUCACAGAGAUUUUGAAGACCGCCCACCGCUACUACGCCAAAGAGAAGGUUCCGGUAGUCCGAAAAGCUUUGAAGCUUGUUCUUGCUUACAACCUUACUCAACAUGUCACCAUGGUUGAGCAGCGUGGUGAUGAGCACCCAAUGGAGGGUUAUAUCGACUAUGAAGACUCCAAAUACAAUGGAAAGGUUAUCGCACCUGUCAUGAUCAACUUCCAGGUCAAGUGCGCUCUUGCAGAUAUGUGGCGUGAGCUUCAAAAGGAAAUUCUUGAAGAGUUGUCGUCUUUGUACUCUAGCGUGUACAGUGGGGACAGACUCAAGAACUGGCCCACAAUCUUCAUGCUUGCAUCGAUCCUUCUCGCCGUUUGGGAAGAGAUGCAAUUUGAUUGCCAUUACCGUGUUCCCGAUACCGCGGCAGUCAACAAAUUCUGCAACGACAUGGAGACCACCCCCGUUGGUGUCAUCGUUGGACUUUUCCACGCCAUCUCACAGAAACUGCCUUCAUUCACUGAAUGGGAGACCAGAAGACAUGGACAAUUACUCAACAACAAUAUGGCCGUUUGUGAAGCCAUGACUGAGAUGAGAGGACACGUUACGAAGCAUGGUAAGCCGCUUCAAAUGCAAAGUCCUGAUUCAUGGUGCUAACAUUUCAACAGAGGAUUAUCUCAAGACCCGCCCCAACGCCAAAUUUGACCGAAGAGAUUUUGAUUGCUUAUCCAACAAAUUCCUCUCCAAACUCGUCAUCCGGGCCAACUAAAAAGGGACACUCUUCCUUCCUCCUCUGCAUAUAUCGUUUCUAUAUACCCACUGUGCAUAUUCGUCUACAUUCCGCAGCGAUGCUGCCACUGGAGGAUCUCGUCGACUCCCAUAUCGAGUGACAGAUCUAACUUUUAUCACUUUCCUUUGUACAGAAGAAUUCCUUCUCCUUUGUCUUUCGGGAGCGGCCUACAGCGAGGGCAACCAUCAUUACUUGCAUUAUUUUUUAUUUUGAUGAAGCAAAGAAGAAGAACGGGAAGAGAGAUUUCACUUAAUUUUUGUCUAUCUCUUCCUCGGACCUUUUUUUUUCUCUUACGACGAUUGAUUUGAUUGGGCAUAGCGAUUUUAUGACAAACGACCCCCUCUUAUGAUUGCUAUUUGUUUGUUGAGGACAGGAGACCUGCGAGCGAGGCUCUAUUUUGUAUGAAUGAUCGACGCUUAUGAUCAUGGAACUUUUUUUUUUUUUUACGUACGUACGUUUUAACGGGUUAUGGUAUUAUGGCUGUUUUUGUCUGUUUUUGCUUUUUUUCCUUUGGAUCUGGAUAUUCUUUUUUUUAUUUAUUUAACUUGAAUCUAACCUUUGGGCACUGGAAAGCCCAGGGUGGGUGGCCAUUUGGGAAUCAACAACCUACCCUAACCUCUUGAUUUGAGGCACGGACAAGGGCCUGCAUGUCUGGAGCAGAGAAGGAAAAAUCUAUCAAAUCAUCUUUUUUACUACCUAAAUCUCUUACCUUUUUUUUCUUGGGACGUGAAGACACUCUGUAUCUCAGAGAAGGGAAUCUUUGGAUGGAUUUUAUUUUAUCGAUCGAGAAAAAAAGAAGAACAAUAUUAUCACUUUUAUCCCAGAUGAAUAAUUG
This is a messenger RNA of Hymenoscyphus albidus, 3218 nucleotides long. NCBI's taxonomy places the organism in Eukaryota, Fungi, Ascomycota, Leotiomycetes, Helotiales, Helotiaceae. The record is from the annotation of a GenBank genome assembly.